Sardina pilchardus (European sardine) is the source of this 1415-nucleotide messenger RNA. RefSeq lists its product as uncharacterized. Lineage: Eukaryota; Metazoa; Chordata; Actinopteri; Clupeiformes; Clupeidae. The transcript has 6 exons. The record is from RefSeq and is a predicted model, not a curated record. The coding region runs from base 182 to 787 and encodes 201 amino acids.
GGAAGUCGUUGGAAGUUACGAUGAGAACGGUGCAACUUUUAAAAUACACAUUUAUUAUAGGUGAACCCAGACGAACCUGCAGAGCAAACUUGAAUUAGCAAUUUAAAAACUACUACAUGGAAAAGUCCACUCAUUUCAUGGACCAAAAUGCCGGCGACCACAACUCGUAGGGCCACAGCCCAUGAGAAAAUAUGAUACUUCACCAGAAAAGGAAAUAAUGGAUUCUAGUGAGGAUGUAGAUGCGCAGGAGGAGAGGAGCAGCACAACUAAUGAUGCUCCUCCAUCUGCAGUUCAGACAACUGCCAUAAAGCCCACAGCAGCAGGGGCAACAGAGGGUGUCUGUCAGCACAUCCUUUCCACGUCCAGGAUCCAGAUGGAGAUGUUGCCUCUUCGCGACUACAUUAUGGAUCUCAGUGAGGAGGAAUGGAACUCAUUUGCUGAUGCUAUGAGCAACCCUCUGACAAAGCUGCAGUUUCUCACAGUGUGCUUGGAUGUAGCAAAAUAUGUUACCCUGAGUGCACUGACAAUCAUCAUCCCAAGCCUGGCCAGAAGGCUAGGAGAGGACCCGAACUUGUUGACCCCAUCAGAGGAGAGCCAUGGCCAUGUCAACAUCAUUGGAACCAGUUCAAAAAGCCCAUCAGUUAUCUACGUUGAGGAUGAUGAGGAUAUCAUUGAACUUAAUAAGGGGGUCCUGACCAAAUUCAUCUCUAAAGCAGGUAGCAGGUCAUCUCUGAGAUCCUGUGAUGAGUCUCCCCUGAGCUCACACAGUUCUUCUGAAAAGAGGUAAGUUGUACCACUGCCAUUGGCCUGGCAGAAUGACAGGAUGAUAACUUUUGAUGUACAGUAGGUAUAAUCAUAGAGUAUCAUAAGCCUGAUUCUGAUGUUGCAUAAUAUUGGUAUAUUGAAUGUUACGCCCACAACGCACUCAUUAUUAAUUAAGAAAUAUAAAUAGGCUACAUAACACUUUUGAAUCAUGCACCUGGCAUCUAAUAAUUUAUUAUAGUGUCAAACCACCAAAAAUGUUAUGUCAAAUAUCAAUUAUAGUUAGGCUACAUAUAAUGCAAGCACAAAGAUUGUUGCUAGGGGUCUUGCUAAGGUAGACAUGGUUGUUACAAUGCUAUAUAAAGCAGUUGCUAUUUAUUUAUUUUUUAUUGAUUUGUUUAUUUAAAAGGGACAAUGCACAUCAAUUAACAUUCUUUGUUUACACUUAAAAUGUAAAUGUGCCAGAGUUAGCAGAAGAGCUAGUUUUCAUCUGUAGUCCCUUGGCAGGUCUAUGCAACUAUGCUAGUUGCUAUGGUGAUUACUAGGUUGACAAUAUAGUUGUGGUUGCUAGGGUGUUACUAGGUAAUUGAGAUGCAUUCUAGGGUGUUGCUAAGGUAAAAAGUUACUAUGCUAUAUUAAGUGGUUGCCAUGCU